Frankliniella occidentalis (western flower thrips) is the source of this 1661-nucleotide messenger RNA. RefSeq names its product iduronate 2-sulfatase (gene Ids). Gene Ontology annotation, molecular function: iduronate-2-sulfatase activity. Bases 65 to 1636 code for a protein of 523 amino acids. The transcript is spliced from 8 exons. The record is from RefSeq and is a predicted model, not a curated record. Lineage: Eukaryota; Metazoa; Arthropoda; Insecta; Thysanoptera; Thripidae.
UUGGAAUUACUAUUGCUAUAGGCACAUUGCAGUUCAUUUGACAGUAUGUAAACAAACAGACAUCAUGCAGACGUACAACUUCUGCAUGGCUUUUUAUUUGAGUAUAUUGAGUGUCAUGCAGCUUUGUCAAGCAAUUAAUGACAAACAGAAUGUUCUUUUCAUUAUUGCUGAUGAUCUUCGCACUUCAUUAGGAUGUUAUGGUGACAAAUCAGCUUACUCUCCAAACAUUGACUUCCUGGCUCAGCAAUCCUUUGUUUUUACCAACGCAUAUUCUCAGCAAGCUCUAUGUGGACCAAGUCGAACAUCUCUACUUACAAGUCGAAGUCCGCAUCACCUAAAUCAGUAUGAUGUUCACCAAUAUUGGCGUGUAACAGCAGGAAAUUUCACAUCGCUUCCCCAAUUUUUCAAAGAGAAAGGAUACAAGACAAUCUCAAUCGGAAAAGUUUUCCAUCCGGGAAAAUGCAGCAAUUUUGUUGAUGACCAGCCAUUUAGUUGGUCUGCCCAGCCUUUUCAUCCAAAAACAGAGAAGUUCAAAAACGCUCCAGUUUGUCCUAGUGUCAGUGGAAGUGGCCCCUCUGUAAGCAUAGUCUGUCCAGUCAAUACAAUGGAUCAGCCUCAGCAAACAUUACCUGACUUGGAAUCCUUGAGGGAAGCGGAAAAAUAUUUGCAAAAUCAUGUACAAGACACAUCGGAAGAGCCUUUCUUCAUGGCAGUUGGAUUCCAUAAACCACACAUUCCAUUAAAAUUUCCUCAGGAAUAUUUAAAUUACCAUCCAUUGGAUAAAAUAUCACUGUCACAAAUGAGAAGACGUCCACCAAAAUUGCCAAGCUCUGCAUGGAAUCCCUGGUUCGAUCUUAGAAAAAGAGAUGACAUUAAUCAUCUUAACAUUAGCUUUCCAUGGGGAGCAAUGCCUGAUGACCAGGCAUUAAAAGUAAAGCAGAGCUAUUAUGCCUCUGUGUCAUAUAUAGACCAUCUCAUUGGAAAACUGCUCCAAAAACUUGACGACUUAAAAUUGAGAAACAAUACUAUCAUCCUUUUCACAAGCGACCAUGGAUGGUCAUUAGGUGAACAUGGAGAGUGGUCAAAGUAUAGCAACUAUGAAGUUUCUACCCAAGUUCCUCUAAUUUUAUCAGUGCCAGGCACAAGAGGGCGCCACAUUAAAAAUUUGGUAGAGCUAUUAGAUAUAUUUCCAACACUUGUUGACAUAGUUGGUAUUGAGGGAGGAGUUCCAAAAUGUAUAAAUGGGUACACUGACAUUUUUUGUACAGAUGGUAGAAGUCUGAAACCUCUUUUUGAUAAAACUGAGUACAAGAAGAUUGUAAAAUGGCGUGUAGGGGCAUUCAGUCAAUACCCACGUCCAGGAGACUAUCCAUCUCUAAACCCAGACUCAGAUCAGCCGCACCAGCAAGACAUAAAAGUCAUGGGGUACUCAGUUCGUACUUCUCGACAUCGGUACACAGAGUGGGUUAAGUUUGAUACCAAAACCAUGACACCUAAUUGGACUAAAGUUUAUGGCUCUGAACUGUAUGAUCAUGUGAUAGACCCCAAUGAGAACUUAAAUUUAGGUGACAGAGAAAAUUUGAACCCUCUAAUUUUAUCUUUCAAAUCAAUGUUGUACAAGAGGUGGAGUACGUAAAACAAUAAAAAGUACACCGAAUUUA